Molecule: messenger RNA, 1833 nt
Organism: Jatropha curcas
Lineage: Eukaryota; Viridiplantae; Streptophyta; Magnoliopsida; Malpighiales; Euphorbiaceae
Source: RefSeq, a predicted model, not a curated record
UUUCAUAGAGAAUAUACCAUUGAAAUUUAUAAAAAAAAUUAUAAAGUGGAAUUACAUUAGAGUGGCUUGGCACUUGAAAUCCAAGGAAGCAAAGGCGGGAAUUGAUUCUAACUUGAACCGUAUUGAGCAAUAUAUCUCUUCCUUCAUCUUCAAAAUGCAUGAUAUUCUAUUUUUCUCUCUCCAUAUCUAUAAAUAAUGAUAAAAACUUAUCUUGAAUCUCUUAACAGUACACCAGAUUUCUCCACAAGGUUUGUCAUCGCCAUCUCCAAGUAUUGAAUCUUACUACUGCAACUCUUUUACUUAUUUCUUGAAUUAGGGUUGGUGCUAUAUGCUAGCGAACCUUUCUUCUUGUGGUUGUUGCAAUUCUUACAGGCAUAUUUUUACCCUUUCUGCUCCGGUGAUUAAUUACAAAGAUUGAAAAGAAUGCCACGUUUGCUUCAUGGGACUCUUUUUGUGACAGUAUUUGAGAUUGAUAUAAUUCAAAAUGGCUGUGGAUUCAAUUUGUUCAGUGAGGGUAUUGGACAGCAAAAUUGUGGAAAAAGAUUUCUAUCCAAAAUGAAAAGAAUGGUGCUUUGUAGACCUGAGCACAUUUACUGUGCCCAUCUGAUCUCAAAUGUAAUAUUCACAGUGAAAGAUGAUCAACUUGUUGGGGCAACAUUAAUUGGCAGAGCUUAUAUCCCAGUUGAGGAUGUCAUCAAAGGGUAUAUCAUCGACCGAUGGGUCGAGAUAUUGGAUGAACUACACAAUCCCAUUGGCUCCAAGAUUCACGUCAAGCUGCAAUAUGUUAGUGUCACACAAGACACUAAUUGGUCUCAAGGAAUAAAAAAUCCGCGAUACGAUGGAGUUCCUUACACAUUCUUUAAUCAAAGACAUGGUUGUCGUGUUACUUUAUAUCAGGAUGCUCAUGUUCCUAACAAUUUUAUUCCCAGAAUUCUCUUAGGAGGAAAAAGCUACGAAGCUCAUCGAUGCUGGGAAGAAAUUUUUGAUGCUAUUAGUAAUGCUAAGCAUUUGAUUUACAUAACUGGUUGGUCUGUGUAUACUGAAAUAACUCUGGUAAGAGAUCCUAAUAGGCCUAAACCAGGAGGAGAUGUAAAACUUGGAGAGUUACUGAAGAAAAAAGCUGAUGAAGGUGUUACAGUUCUUGUGUUAGUUUGGGAUGAUAGAACUUCUGUUGAGCAACUAAAAAAGGAUGGUCUGAUGGCAACCCAUGAUCAAGAAACUGAGAUCUAUUUCAAGAACACAAAAGUGCAUUGCGUUUUGUGCCCUCGAAAUCCUGAUGAUGGAAGAAGCAAAGUUCAAGAAUUUGAAAUCUCUACUAUGUUUACUCACCAUCAGAAAACAGUUGUUGUUGACUGUGAAAUGCCUGACAACACAUCAAAUAAAACAAGAAUUGUCAGUUUUAUUGGAGGCAUUGAUUUAUGUGAUGGAAGAUAUGAUACACAAGAUCAUCCUCUAUUCAAGACUUUGGACUCAAUCCAUCAUGAUGACUUUCAUCAACCAAACUUUGAAGGCGCAUCGAUCAAUAAAGGCGGUCCAAGAGAGCCUUGGCAUGAUAUUCAUUGUAAGCUAGAAGGGCCGAGCCUUGGCAUGAAUUCAUUGUCAAAGCUAGAAAGGGCCUGUACUUGGGCAUUUCUUUCCAAUUUUGAACCAGAGGUGGAAAGGCAGUUGAGAAAACCCAACAUCAACCAGAGGUCAAUGGAUGGGUGCAAGACGACUCAGAUAUCGCAAUGGGAGCAUCUUCAACCUCAUCAUCUUAGCAAGCACACCAGCCAAGGGGUUCAAAUAUAUGGAUUUAGAUUGGCCUUAUGGUAUGAGCACCUUGGACUCUCUUAG